AUUUACCCCAGUCGAUUCUCCUCAAUUCGACCAUCACAAAACCGAACAAACCACAGCCUCUUGGCAACAACAUCACACAGUCUAGUACCACCUACCUACAACACACCCAACAUGGCUACAGCCACCGCAGCAGCCAACGCCACCGGCCCUCAAGCACUCAAGGACCCAAUCGUGUCCAUCAAACCAACAAGCGCCACUCGCCCGCCCACAACCCGCACAACAUACACCCUCAACACGGGCGCCAAAAUCCCCGCUCUCGGAAUUGGCACUUUCCAAGACCCCGACUCUCAGGAAGACACUGUCUGCCAAGUCCUGCAACAUGGUAUGCGGCUUAUUGACACAGCGCGUGUCUACGGCGUAGAGAAGCAAGUCGGCAGAGGAAUCAAGAAAAGCGGCGUCCCGCGCGAGGAGAUCUUCCUUGGCACUAAGCUCUGGUGCAACGAUUUCCAUCCCGAUGAUGUCGAGCGCGCGGUGGAUGAUUCUUUGCGGGAUUUGGAUACACUCUAUGUUGAUCUGCUGUUGAUGCAUUACCCGUGCACUUUUAAGCGGGGUGAAGAUCGGUUCCCUCGUGAUGCGGAGGGGAGAAUGAUUCAUGGGGAGACUACGUUUGUGGAUACGUGGAGAGCCUUGGAGAAGGUGGUCGAGACGGGAAAGGUGAAGGCCAUUGGGGUAUCGAAUUUUAGUAAGGGUGAGAUUGAGACGUUGCUUAGGGAGACUUCUACUGUCCCCGCCGUGCACCAGAUGGAAGUCCAUCCCUACCUCCAGCAGAAAGGCUUCAACGAAUGGCUUCGCGAAAAGGGCAUCCACGUCGUUCAGUUCAGUCCUCUAGGUAACAUGAACGACUUCUACCGUCAGGCAGGAUGGUCGAAGGAAAUCGCGCACAUGAUGCGGGUUAUUGAUCAGCCCAUUCUCAAAGCAAUCGGUCAGAAGUAUGGCAAGAGUCCUGUGCAGGUUGUUCUUGCGUGGGGAAUCAACAGUGGCCGUUCGGUCAUCCCAAAAACUGUGAUCGAUUGGCAGAUCGAGGAGAAUUUGGCAGCUGACUUCGAGCUCGAUGCGGAGGAUAUGGCUCAGAUUGCUACUCUGGAUGCGAAGGCGCGGUUCAAUGACCCGAGUUUUGAUUAUGAGUGGCGAUUGUAUAGUGAUUUGGAAGGGAUCGAUGGUACUGUCAAGGGGAGGACGCACUAGGAGCUAGUAGUACGGGGUAUCAUAUCACUUUUCCUGAGAGAGCUUAUUGAUUUUAGUAGCAUGAUUUGCGCGAAUUUUGAAUGGAAUGAAAUGAAUAUGUGAUUGCUUAUGAAACAUGGGGCAUCCGACUGAAGCUGCAAGAUUCCUUUGCUUUGUCUACAUGAAACAAAAGCGCUUCACAUGGUUAUGAUAUGUCUGAAUAGUUGCACGCGACACCGCAAUAAAAGACCUCGUUUCGCGCGCAAGGUAGAGCGUUUGACGGUUUCAUCCACUCGGUAGUCUAUGAAAACAAACAAAUG
This is a messenger RNA of Aspergillus neoniger CBS 115656, 1484 nucleotides long. Its product is annotated as aldo/keto reductase. The transcript is spliced from 2 exons. The record is from RefSeq and is a predicted model, not a curated record. Gene Ontology annotation, cellular component: cytosol. Gene Ontology annotation, molecular function: aldose reductase (NADPH) activity. NCBI's taxonomy places the organism in Eukaryota, Fungi, Ascomycota, Eurotiomycetes, Eurotiales, Aspergillaceae. Bases 112 to 1185 code for a protein of 357 amino acids.